CCUCCCUCUCAUCACAAUUCACAGCCCAUGGUAUCAUUGUCUGUUCGUAGUCUCACCUCCCAUCCCCUGCGGAGGGCCUUCGCAGCAGCGGCCGCUCAUUUUUCUCCCUCUCCCUCUCCCUCUCCCUGGGCCCUUGCCAUUAGGAAAGCCUCCACCUCCUCUCCUCUUAAAGCCCUCCUCCUCUACUCCUGCAUGCAUCGCCAAUCCCUCUCUUUUGAUUCCUUUUCCAUCCUCUUCGCUCUUAAAUCUUGCGCCCAUCUACCCAAUAACACCACCAUAAGCAUUGCCCGCCACCUCCACACUCACCUCCUCAAACUCGGUUUCUCUGCUCACGUUUACGUCGCCACUACUCUCCUCGCCGUAUACGCCUCCACAGCGUUCCGGGACGCCUGUAUCCUGUUCGACGAAAUUCCGGCUCCUAAUACUGUCACUUGGAACGUUAUGAUCACCGGAUAUUCGCGGCAAGGGGAUACUAAAGCCGCCCGUGGUGUUUUCGACAGCAUGCCCCAACGAGACAUGGCUUCGUGGACCGCAAUGAUCUCAGCUUAUGUGGACAGCCGACUCUGGGACCAUGGGUUAGCUCUUUUUCGGCAAGUGACAUUCACGAGUAUGAAUGGCAAUGGCAAGCGGCUGUAUCCCGACCAACUGAUGAUGGGAUCACUGCUAGGAGGCUGCGGGCGAAUGGGGUCGGUUGGGGUGGUGUUUGGAAAAUCCAUACACGGGUUUGUAAUUAAGAGCGAGUGGGAGUUGAAUGCGGAGCUUGGUGCAUGUUUAGUUGACAUGUACGCAAGAUGCGGGCUCCUGCGCGAUGCCUGCCUAAUUUUCAACAGGAUGAAAAGGGGGGGCAAGGGCGACAAUGUGGUGGUGGGGGUGGUGGCCACGACGUCGCUAAUUUGUGGGGCAGCAAAGCACGGGCAUGGGAGAGAGGCGCUGCAGAUCUUUGAGGAGGCGAUUGAAGCAGGAAUGAGGCCCAAUGAGCUGACAUUGACAGGAAUACUUACUGCCUGUGUGCAAGCAGGGCUGUUGGACGAAGGGCGCAGACAUUUUGGGAUGAUGUUCCAGCGCUGGGGGCUGAGGCCAAACAUUCAUCACUACGGGUGCAUGGUGGAUUUGUUUGGAAGAGCAGGGAUGCUGGGGGCAGCGUAUGAGCUCAUUAACACGAUGCCGCACCCAUACAAGCCCAAUGUGGUUAUAUGGGGCUCAUUCUUGUCAUCGUGCAAGGUGCACGGACAGCUUGAAUUGGCUGAGAAGGUGAUUGAUAGAGCGAUGGCAAUGGUGCGCCCGGAGAAUGACAGCGGGGUUUAUUCACUCAUCUGCGACGUGUAUGUGUUGCAGGGCAAGUGGGAUGAGGCAGAGAGGAUACGAAGGCUGAUGUUGGAGCAGAAGGUGUGGAAGGUCAGGGGAUCCAGUUUCAUCGGAGGAACGGGAAUAAUAUAUUAGAAUGGUUGAUUGGAUCGAUGUAGAGGAGAUCAGCCCAAUUUAAUCCAGCCCUACACUAUAUCUAACCCCGGGUAUAUAUAUACAUGGUACGUAUAUAUACAUACUUGUGUAUGUAUAAGAUAGUUAACCAAUAUUGUUGUGUUUCACCUCACGGUCACAAUCACAAAUUACAUAUAUACCAUCAUCCAAUAACAUACUACAUUUUCUUUUCGAAACAUAGGGAAGGGAUCUUCAUACUAUAAAAUUACCUAGUGUAAUAUGUACUAUCACAUAAUGGUGUCACAUACACCAUUGUGGAUGUGUAAGGUACAUUAAUUUUUAAAUGCUAACAAUGUCUUGUCCAGCCUAAU
This is a messenger RNA of Andrographis paniculata, 1790 nucleotides long. Its product is annotated as pentatricopeptide repeat-containing protein At5g66520-like. Gene Ontology annotation, molecular function: RNA binding; protein binding. The record is from RefSeq and is a predicted model, not a curated record. Gene Ontology annotation, biological process: RNA modification. Bases 28 to 1440 code for a protein of 470 amino acids. NCBI's taxonomy places the organism in Eukaryota, Viridiplantae, Streptophyta, Magnoliopsida, Lamiales, Acanthaceae. The transcript has a single exon.